Anolis sagrei ordinatus is the source of this 2996-nucleotide messenger RNA. RefSeq names its product SLC2A4 regulator (gene SLC2A4RG). The record is from RefSeq and is a predicted model, not a curated record. Gene Ontology annotation, cellular component: nucleus. Gene Ontology annotation, molecular function: DNA-binding transcription factor activity; RNA polymerase II cis-regulatory region sequence-specific DNA binding. Gene Ontology annotation, biological process: regulation of transcription by RNA polymerase II. Lineage: Eukaryota; Metazoa; Chordata; Lepidosauria; Squamata; Anolidae.
AGUGGGGCUGGAAGGGAAAAGUCCCGCAGGCGGAAAGAAAAGCAACAUAAUAUUUUUUGCAAUAUAUAUUUUUAAUAUAUAUAUUUUUGCAAAAGGGACUCACUUCAGUUGGUGGGAUCAUGGAGCGUUUCCACCCGCGAUCCGGAUCCCCUCCGCCGGGCUUGACGUCAGCAGGACCCCCCUCUUGCUGCAGCAGCAGAAGCCCCCCACCUCCACCUCCUCCUCCUCUUCCUCCUCUUCCUCCUCCUCUGGGCUUCUUUUGCAAGCCUUCCACGCAGAAACACCACGGAGGAGGAGGAAGCAGCAACAGCAGCAACGCCGUUUACACCGUGCUGGUGGAGGAUCCGGCGUCACUCCGGAGGCGAGCUUUGCAGAAGAGUCCCACUCAUAUCAACGGAGAGGCAUUUCUGGGAGAAGGCGAAUUGCUGGACAGACGGAGUGAGGCCCUCUCCGACCCAUUGGUGCUGAAGCAGCCGGAGGAGGACGCGGCGGCGGCGGCUGUGCGGCUUUUGGACCAGAUCCCUCUGCACCAUUCAGCCUACAUCCCUGUGCCCAGGCAAAGGAGACUCUCCGAGAAGGCAGGGAUCGACGAGGUUAUGGCGGCCGCGGUCCUGACAAGCUUGUCCACCAGCCCGGUUGUGCUCAACAACACAGAGAUCCGCUGUGACGCCUGGAAGGAAGGGCCGGCCAUGUCCUCCAGCUACAGCAGCGGCAGCAACGCCAGCGGCGAGUGGAGCUGGGACCCCCCCAGUGACCUCUCCACCCCUUCCACCCCCUCGCCGCCCCUCUCCACGGACAUCACCACCAGCUUCCUCUCCUCUCUCCAGGCCGACCUCGAGGAGACCGAAGCGAGCCACUUCCUCUUUGGGGACCCCAUCCCCAGGAAGCGGAAGAACUCCACCAAAGUGAUGUUCAAGUGCUUAUGGAAGAACUGUGGGAAGGUGCUGAGCAGCUCGUCUGGAAUGCAGAAACAUAUCAGGACCAUCCAUUUGGGGCGCAAAGCCGAUCUCGACCAGAGCGACGGGGAAGAGGACUUCUAUUACACCGAGCUGGACGUCAACGUGGACUCCCUGACGGACGGCCUCUCCAGCCUGACGCCCGUCUCACCCACCUCCUCUGUGCCACCCGCCUUCCCCAUCCUGGAGGAGGGCCCACAGACCCUGCCCAUCCCCUUCAAACCAGAGGUCUCCUCGAUGCCUCAUUUGAGCCAGCUGACACCUGUGACCAUGCUGAGCCAGUCAGCGCCCACCAGCCUGUGCCAUGUCCAGAGCGACCAUGCGUACCAGGCUAUGGGUCCUUCUGGGACGCUUGUGGAUAUGAAAGCCCCGUCCCCUGGCAUGGAAAUCAGCAUAUCGUGGCAGCCACCAACCUUUUUCCCACCCCCUUUGCCUCCCGUCCUGUUUAAAAACCCCUCGGGCUGCUUAACUCCCAUCCGGCCUGCUGACCUGGGAGAGAAGCGUCCACAAGUCCCUCCCGUGCCCAUUGCCAAAGGACACCCCCUUGUGCCCUCUUGCAUGCCAAAGCCAGCCACGGGCACACGGAAGCCGCGAGGGGAGGCCAAGAAGUGCCGGAAGGUGUACGGGAUGGAGAACCGCAACAUGUGGUGCACGGCCUGUCGCUGGAAGAAGGCCUGCCAGCGGUUUGUCGACUGAGUGCCGCCUCAUCCAUCCGUCCGUCUGCCCCUCUCUUCCGGUCCCGCUCUCGGUCCUCCCGUGUUUUGCACUUCCAUGCCUCCAGCCUGUCCGUCCCGCUCCUCUUUCCUGGCAACUCCGCCACCGCCGCUCCCCAGUCCCUCGCACAAAAAGAUGGGGAGCGGGUGGGUUUCCCCGUUGUGCCUUGGCUCAGGAAGGAAGGCGUCUGGGGCGCCGACAGCCACGGAGCGGGUAGCUUUGCAGAGACAGAGGCACUGCAGUCCUCGGUGGAGAAGCCGUGCCGGUUUUCCAACAUUCGUAUAUUUUUUAACAUCUGGACUCACGGCAGCGCUAUCCGCUCCUGCAUAUGAGAGUUGAGCCUUUUGUCAAAAUCAAAAUAAGCUAUUUCUUUCCCCGUCCCUUCUCCCGUCCUUCCUUCCCAACCCAUUUUGGGAUCUCACAGCCUUUAAGGUUCCCAAGCGAGGGAGAAUUAGCAAAUUCCUAAGGGAAGGAAGGAUAUGGCUGCUGGAGCCAAAAAAGCCACACCAGCCAAAGGCUGCUCCUUUUUAUUUCCUAGCCUUGAGUAGUGAGCAAGGGCUAUCCAAGAACAAUGACUGGUUUUGUCCCGGAUUUUUUUUCUUCUCUCUACUUUUAAAGCUUUGGUGUUUUGAGACUCACGACAAACAACGAGGCGUUGGAAAGACAACGUUGCAUUACUCUUUUCCUACUUUUCAUCCCCAAUUUUUGGUGCAACGAGCUUCUCGGAAAAAUGGGAUUUUCUAGGUUUGUUUUCAAUCCGGAGCUGAGAUGUCUUGUCCAGGAAACAGAAGUGAAUGGAUGGAUGAAUCUACCUGGGAACCUGUUUUGUUUUUCCUUUUCCUUCCUGCUUUGUAUCCUCACUUCCUGUCCAUUUGUCCUCCUUCCUUUGCCUGGAGAAGCAGGCUCAGCUAUAGGAAAUCCGUCAUAUUUUCCGAACGGCCUCUUUGUGAAAUGAAUGCCUCUGUUUCUGGCAAGGAAUAAGCUAUUCACUGCAAGGCCUGCCUUGCCUUUUCCGAAUUUGCACCCGUAAGUGACGCUGACCACACAAAGGGACACUUCAACAUCCAGAUGUGCAAUCCCGGACUCGGAUUUGUGACAAAUUAGCUGGCGGGGAAGUCGGAGAUGGAUCCGUUGCGGAGUUUGUUGUCUCGGCACCGUAUCGGCAGUGCCAAAAUUCACCCCGCCGCUCGCUCGCUCUAGCUUGAAGUUGUAUCUUGGAAUCAGGAUUUAAUUUGUUUUUUCUAAAGAGGAAAUUGUAUAAUCAUCUGUCUACAUCUCUUUUGAGUUGUCACAGCAGGAAAUCUUGCCAAAUGUCGGAACGUGGAA